Aureobasidium uvarum is the source of this 597-nucleotide messenger RNA. Lineage: Eukaryota; Fungi; Ascomycota; Dothideomycetes; Dothideales; Saccotheciaceae. The record is from the annotation of a GenBank genome assembly.
AUGUUCGACCGAUGGGUUCGUGAGCCCUACCGCCUCGCCACGACCGAGGACUAUACUUCGCGCUUCGCAACCUCAUGGUUCCUCUCCCCUCUACAACUGGCCGUAUGGCGUGGCAUUGUCGCUUUAUAUGCCUUUGUUGUCAUUUUCAUCAAUCUAGGCCAUGAAGGGAGCGUACAAGCAGGCCGAUCAUUUAGUUACUUUACUGUGCUCGGAUAUUGGGGGCUCGCUUUCUACUACGCUGUAUCGUGCGCCCAUUCAGCAAGUUUCUGGUUCUACGGCGAGUCUUGGUUGCAGAAAUGGCCGGGUUCCCUUCAAUGGCUGCAUUCGUUGUUCUAUGCCACUGUCACAGUGUUUCCUUUCGUCGUCACUGAANGAAAUGGGAAGGGUCUGAUCGCUGGAGCUUGUAUCGGCAUCCUGGCUGCCGCAAUCGUCGUCUUCACUAUCGUCCAUUUCUUGAUCAAGCUGCGCGAGUGGAUCACCGAGACCAGACUUGGGCUCUACGGAAACUUGUCUACCCGUAAUGGCAGAUUGAUCAAGACCCAGACCCACGAGACUGUCGAAUUGAACAAUAUCAGAACCAAGGAUUCCGCAGUCUAG